Molecule: messenger RNA, 859 nt
Organism: Apus apus (common swift)
Lineage: Eukaryota; Metazoa; Chordata; Aves; Apodiformes; Apodidae
Gene: HSPB3
Product: heat shock protein family B (small) member 3
Exons: 1
Coding region: 284-718 (144 amino acids)
Cellular component (GO): cytoplasm; nuclear speck
Source: RefSeq, a predicted model, not a curated record
UGAAAGCUGUGCAUAUGUUGAAGCCACUCAAGAUCCCAGCACUAUAAAUAGCGUACUAUUGUUAGUGGAUAAAAGAUGAAACAAGUCUCCGGGCAGUGGAGCACAGCACACCCUAUUAAAUGUUAAGCUCUGCCUGUGCUAAAAGUGAAAGGCGACAUCAACUGAUAAACUAGUCUGCAGGCAAGGCAUAUGACUGGGAAGAGUUUGUUCUGACUCUGCAGCUUCUCCACAGCAACACAGGCACAGCAACACAGGAACAGCAACUUAUCUUUCUACCUCAGCAAUGGCAGAAGGUGUUAUAAGACACUGGGUGGAAAUUCCUGUACGCUAUCAAGAGCAGUUUGCUGUACAAGAGCUGGAAGCACUCAAACUGGAUCACUCUUUAUAUGCUCUGCCAGGCCCUUCUACAGCUGCCCUGAGCAACAGAAGUACAGCUGGGGCUGGGAAGAAUGGCCAGGAGGAGGAAAACACACAGUUUCAGGUCUUGCUGGAUGUUGUGCAGUUCCGCCCCGAAGACAUCAUUAUUCAGACUUUUGAAGGCUGGCUCCUGAUCAAAGCUCAGCAUGGACCCAGGAUGGAUGAACACGGUUUCAUAUCCAGAAGCUUUACCAGACAAUACAAAUUACCUAAUGGAGUAGAGAACAAAGACUUGUCUGCACUUUUUUGCCAUGAUGGCAUUUUGGUUGUUGAAAUGAAGAACUCAGUGGAAAAGAACUAGACUCUUGUCCAUAGUUUAUUGGUGAGCCGAAAACAUUCUUAAUAUAACAAAAUAAUAUAAUUCAAACAAUGCUGUAGAGUGUACUAAGCAUGUUGCUGUAUUUGUGUUACAGUAAAGGAAAAUCUUUGUGUAUGUUUUUCA